Messenger RNA from Gadus macrocephalus (Pacific cod), 3275 nucleotides. It is a transcript of the gene pgpep1, whose product is annotated as pyroglutamyl-peptidase I. The record is from RefSeq and is a predicted model, not a curated record. Gene Ontology annotation, biological process: proteolysis. Gene Ontology annotation, molecular function: pyroglutamyl-peptidase activity. Lineage: Eukaryota; Metazoa; Chordata; Actinopteri; Gadiformes; Gadidae. Gene Ontology annotation, cellular component: cytosol. The transcript has 5 exons. The coding region runs from base 115 to 759 and encodes 214 amino acids.
GAGAAAGGAGCCCGUCUCUAGCCAGAAGAGUCAUUCGUCAACCGGAAAACAGCAGACGCAGGAAAGCGUAGAGUUCCUCAUAAACAUAAACAAUCAACCCCGACGGCAGAGAAAAUGGAUAACAACAAACGAACCGUGAUUGUAACAGGUUUUGGGCCUUUUGGGGAACAUAUGGUAAACGCCAGCUGGGUUGCAGUCCAGGAGCUACAGAAGCUGGGCCUGGGGAAGAAGGUUGACCUGCAUGUGAUUGAAGUUCCCGUGGAGUACCAGAAGGUCCAGAGCAUGGUCCCGUCUCUAUGGGAACAGUACCAUCCCCAGCUGGUGGUCCAUGUUGGUGUGUCAGGCAUGGCGACUACCGUCACACUGGAGAAAUGUGGCCAUAACUAUGGCUACAAGGGCUUGGACAACAGCAGGUUCUGUCCCGACUCACAGUGUUGCAUUGUGGGAGGGCCAGACUGCAUCCAUUCUGUUAUUGACAUGGAGUCUGUUUGCAAGAGAGUGAGUGCCUCUGGGCUGGGCGUCAGCGUGUCGGUCUCCAAAGACGCUGGCAGGUAUCUCUGUGAUUUUACCUACUACACGUCUCUGUACCUGAGCCAGGGGCGCUCCGCCUUUGUGCACGUCCCGCCAAUCGGGAAGCCCUACAGCGGGCUGGACCUGGGCCGGGCCCUGCAGGCCAUCAUCAGGGAGAUGCUGGAGACCCAGGACCAGGAGGAAGAGGAGAUCUGCUGUCAUCACCUACACUCCAUGACCUCAAGCUGAACCCUCCCCCAACCCUACUCCUGUCUGACCAGCCUUACACCAAGAAGAUGAUUGCACUUAAACCACAGCCGCAAACCACAACUUAAAAUACAUCAAUGCCAUCCACUGGUGAAUGGAGAGAUACUCUCCAUCGGAAUAGUACGCUGAAGAUAUUCCUCGUCUCGUUCACAUCAGUGGUGGCCUCUCGUUGCAACUGGAUCAGGACGUCGUUUGAAUCCUUCCCAUCUGGUGAACAGUGGACAGACAUGCCUUCAAACUGUGAUUUUAGUGACUUGAAAUUCAGAAUUUCAAGGUUUUGAACCCUACAAACAGCAGUGGCCUGAGAACACUUCCCAGAUUACUGUGGGACAAGAAGAAUUGUAGCACGGUCUCCGAAUUUGUUUUGAUACCAAGGAGCAACAUCUGCCAGCCCUCCUGAUAACCUUACAGCCUUAUUAUUACCUGGUUUCACAACCACUUUGGGGAUAUUAUGUUCUUACUUGUCUGUCGUAGGAUUGUUGUGGUGACUGGGAGGUAUUUUUACAGCUCCUCUCUGGAAUUGAGUAUGGUUUAACACUGGGUUUAUCAUUUUAGAUUCAUCUUCAUCUCUGUACCCCUUGAAGCCUUCUUCAAAUGUCACCCUCCCCUCUCCAAAGGUGCUCAUUGGUCAAAUGUUUUAAAGGUUUCAGGUAUACAUGUUUUUAACCUGCCAUAAUGAAACACAGUGACCCUCAUUUGAUCUCAAAUCCUGUAGGAUCGCCGUGGUGACCAACAUAUGGUUAAUGUUUCAUGAAAAGCGAUCGAAAACCUACGUGAUUCAUUCGAUGACCAAUGCAUCUGUUGUGUUUUUGUUUACAUGACAGAAUACACAGGCAUAUAUUUAUUUAGCAUUCUCAUUCCCCCUCCCCAAAUAUAAUCGUGUUGAUUUCCUGUUUCCUAAUUUAACAUUGAAUUGUUUUCUUAACCUUUUUUUCUUUAUAAGAAAUUCUUCUUCCCUUCUUUGACAAAGGAUCUUAAAAUCAGGGAGGAGGUCGGAUCCCGGUUCCCCCCCUCUCCCAAGUCCAUGCUAGAACCACCUCUGACUGAAAAACGGUUUCCCUUCCGAUUCCUCCCGAGAGAGAUCUGACCUUGAGCUGUGAAAUGGAGUCAGGGCUGCAUCUUAAAACAACGCUAUCACUAGUUUUAGAUACAGCUAUGGCUUCAGCAACAUUCGGGUCCCAGGGGCCAAACGACCUACAUUGUCCAUGCUUUAAUGUCAAAUAGUAUCCACAUUUAUAUUGGUAGAUAUUUUUUAUUACAUAUUUUAUUAGGUUAAAUAUUAAUUUAACAAGAUAUCUUAUGUAAUUAAAAUCUGAUUCCCAUUGCAGGACCUGCUCAAAAUGGUAACAAAAUUAAACAACAGAAACUUUCAGAGAGAAUUUCCUAAGCUAUUAGAUGGUUACCAGUGUAGUCACUCACCUGUAAAAGUUAGUUGGCUGAUGUGUUGGUUUAAAUCCGGCAGUCCUGUGUAAGAUUAGACUAUUACACUUUUAUGUAGUAGACUUCAUUGAAGCAGAUUGUGCUGCCUUUUAUAAGGUUCUGAUUCCAGAAGUCAAAUCCCACAGUUUAUCACGUCAGAGGUGGGCCUGCAAUUUGUGGGCCCCAGCACUUUCUUUUAACAAAAAUGUCCUAUUCUUUUAGUUUUUCAUCUGGACCGCUUUUUAUUUUAUCUUAAGUUUACUGUCACUUUUACUUCUAUAGUUUUCCAGAACUGGUCCUGUAUCAAAGAGUUUUAGUAUUUUCAGCAUUCACCAUUUAUCUACCAUGGAUCUGAAAUGGGAUGUUUAACUGGUUGAGAUGUCCCAGAAUGCCUAUUUUGAGGUGCUUUUCAUUCAAGCUCUUUGUCUUUGUUAUGUCAUUCAACUGGAUGUUCGGUGCCACCUUUCAAGAGGUUCUGAUGUCUAAAGAGCCUGAAUACUUACUUCAUUAAAGCCACGGUAGGCAAUUUGGAGAAACGAGACAAGAUUUUGAAAGUAUCAACUAAAAAGAUCCCACCCCUGCCUUCAGGCCUCCCUCCAAAGCCACUCUCUCAAAACACAUGGCUAGAUCGCUUGUUUUAUCUUGCUUUUGAAAGAUUUCGGUCAUAUGCAAUGAAUGCAGACCGGGAGGAUUGCCAUCCAAUCAUAUUAUUCUAUUGAAUUAAAUAGUUGGACAGGCUUAUUACAGGCCUGUGAUAGGGAUUUUAUUGAAUGCUGUCUGGAAGUAAAGACCAUUUAAUUUUUUUUCUUACAAAAUCUUCACAACUAUAUUGCCUAUCCUACCUUUAAUAUGGGAAACAGUCUUUUAACCUUCCACCACCGUCUUUUUUAUUUUGGAUUUAGAAUGCAGAUUUGGUUUUACAUACUUUACGGCCAAUCAUCUUGUGUUUGAGUAAGUGUGAAAUCUUAAUCCCUGUUCAGUGUUAUGUUAUUGAAAAUACUGUGGAAUUGUCAAUCAUGUCGAAAGUGCUUCAUAUGAUGCAACUAAACAAUAAUUAAAGGUUCACUUGGAAAGAUGUA